Labrus mixtus (cuckoo wrasse) is the source of this 2299-nucleotide messenger RNA. RefSeq names its product pyruvate dehydrogenase complex component X (gene pdhx). Bases 165 to 1655 code for a protein of 496 amino acids. Gene Ontology annotation, biological process: pyruvate decarboxylation to acetyl-CoA. NCBI's taxonomy places the organism in Eukaryota, Metazoa, Chordata, Actinopteri, Labriformes, Labridae. Gene Ontology annotation, cellular component: pyruvate dehydrogenase complex; mitochondrion. Gene Ontology annotation, molecular function: acyltransferase activity. The transcript is spliced from 11 exons. The record is from RefSeq and is a predicted model, not a curated record.
AAAAACAAAAUGUUUAGUCUCCGUCAGAAGUGUCCAAAAGGUUUACGGUCUAAGUAACUAUAGCUUUUCACAAGAUACAUUUUCCUAGAGGAAGUGUUUCCGGUACCUUCCGUUUCACCGUCAGGCGUUUCUGUGGACUCGUCUCGCCGACUGAGGACGACAACAUGGCGGCCUCCUUGCGUCUCGGUCGUCAAGGGAUUUUAUUUGGCCUUAGAUUAUCUAGCUUUAAUAAAUGUUUAUGGGCCACACAUCCAUGGCAGGAGCAUGUCAGACACUUCUUUCAGUCACCAUGGUUCCUCGGUGUCAGCGCACUCAAGGUGCAAAUGCCUGCACUCUCCCCCACCAUGGAAGAGGGAAACAUAGUGAAAUGGCUGAAGAAGGAAGGUGAGGCCGUGGCAGCAGGUGACGCCCUUUGUGAAAUUGAGACGGAUAAGGCUGUUGUUACCUUGGAAUCCAAUGACGACGGCGUCUUGGCGAAGAUAAUGAUUGAGGAGGGCAGUCGCAACGUGCCCCUGGGAACUCUCAUUGCCCUUAUGGUGGAGGAAGGGCAGGACUGGAAGCAGGUUGAGAUCCCCCCUCCAGAUGCUGCAGCUCCAUCCGCAGCUCCACCUGCUUCACAAGCAGCCGCUGCCCCAGUUGUUACCACAGCCGCUGCCCCCUCUCCACCUCCUCCACUACCACCAACUAUAUCAGGACCGUUACGUUUGAGUCCAGCAGCGAGACAUAUCCUGGACACCCAUGGCAUAGACCACAAACUGGCCACGCCCACUGGACCAAGAGGACUUAUCACCAAGGAAGAUGCAUUGAAUCUCCUGAAGACAUCCCCUGCUGCCAAAACAACAAUAACAACAGCCGAAGCUGCCCCGCCUCCCCCGAGUCCAGUCCCUGCCUCGGCAGCACCCCCUCCGCCCCCCGGCAGCAGACCCAACAUACCUCCUCUUUCUGUACCAGGGAAACCAGGAGCACCAGGAACUUUCACAGAGAUCCCAGCCACAAAUGUCCGCCGUGUGAUUGCUCAAAGACUAACGCAAUCGAAGACCACAAUCCCCCAUGCGUACGCCUCUGUUGACUGUGACAUGGCUGCUGUCAUGCACCUCCGCAAAGACUUGGCCAAAGAACAAAUCAAAGUGUCUGUUAAUGAUUUCGUUAUCAAGGCGGCUGCUGUUACACUCAAAGAGAUGCCAGAAGUGAACGUGACCUGGUCAGGGGAUGGACCCCGGGCGCUUGAUUCAAUCCAUAUUUCAAUCGCAGUGGCCACAGACAAAGGCCUCAUCACCCCCAUAAUCAAGGAUGCUGCGAACAAAGGAGUCCAGGAGAUCUCAGCUGGUGCCAAGGCACUGGCCCAGAAGGCCCGGGAUGGGAAACUUCUACCUGAGGAGUACCAGGGAGGCUCAUUCAGUAUAUCUAACCUCGGGAUGUUUGGUAUCAGCGGCUUCAGCGCCGUGAUCAACCCCCCUCAGGCGUGUAUCCUCGCCGUCGGGACCUCCAGGUCUGAGCUUCGACUGUGCGAGGAGGACCAGACCCUGCGCACCCUGCAGCUAAUGACAGUUACACUUUCCAGUGACGGACGGCUGGUCGAUGACGAGUUAGCCUCGCGGUUUCUUGAUAAAUUCCGCGCGAACUUAGAAAAACCACAACGCAUGGCUCUAGCCUGAAAAACAAAAGAAUUGAGAUUGCUAUAUGUAAGAGAAGAUAAUGACUAAACAAAAAAAAAAAAAAAACCUUCAUGAUAAAGUCUGGAGUGUGAUUUCACAACCAGAAAGAUCUUUAAAAAAUGGAUUCCUGUCCGUGCUUGGAUGAAGGCUUGUACAUAGUAUAAACUUCUGUUGUGGCUCACUUCACAUAAUCACCAGGCUUUGUGAUGGUGGUGUUACACUGGCCUUCUGCUGAUGGCAGAGUCGAGCAGUGCUGCCAAAUAUUACCAAGAUAAUGGAGCAUCUCAAAUCCUGUUAUGUCUCCCUGAUGUUGUAUAUAUAAAGUGGUUACUCUAGUUCAGGUUCUAUUUUUAAUUCCCAGUGCAUCUGCUCAAAGUCACUAUGAACUGUAAAACCUAUGUUCAUUGGUCUGAGAUAUUUAUUACUGACAUCAGCUCUAUUGCAGUUACUUCUAAGACGACCAGAGUUCAGACCACUUCCAAAAGUAUUACAAUGUUCAUGUUAAUAUGUUUUAACUUAUUUCAAACAGAGGCUUUGACAUCGCUGAAAACCAAUUCUUCAAGUCCAUGUGUGCACAACAUAAAAUAAAAUUGUUUAGUUUUUUGUUUCCUUAGAUGCCAAUAAAACACAUUGUUCAACCUUGA